Molecule: messenger RNA, 1077 nt
Organism: Homarus americanus (American lobster)
Lineage: Eukaryota; Metazoa; Arthropoda; Malacostraca; Decapoda; Nephropidae
Product: glypican-5-like
Exons: 3
Coding region: 1-1062 (353 amino acids)
Biological process (GO): positive regulation of canonical Wnt signaling pathway; cell migration; regulation of protein localization to membrane
Cellular component (GO): plasma membrane; extracellular region; cell surface
Source: RefSeq, a predicted model, not a curated record
AUGUUGGGCCCCGACAGGGAUGGUGGCCCCGACAAGGAUGGUGGCCCCGACAAGGAUGGUGGCCCCGGCAGGGAUGGAGGCCCCGACAGGGAUGGUGGCCUCGACAGGGAUGGUGGCCCCGACAAGGAUGGUGGCCAGAACAGUAACAUUGGCUCUGGUAUGGGUGACGGUGGUGAGGGCAGCAGGAAGACAGACGGUGGCCUUGCCAGAGGAUCGGAGGUGUGUGGAGGCGGGGCGUGUUGUGUGCCGGCGGUGACGGAGGUGAUGCUUGAGGCUGGCCGUGAUUCCCUCAGUCAAGUGGUCAAGUCCACAGCUGACAGCCUCCACGCCGCCCUCACCUCUCACCGUGACACCUUCUACGGUGUGGUAGAGAGCGCCCUGGCCAACAGCGAGCACCGGGCCCUUAGGGUGUUCCAGGCCACCUACCCCCGCCUCGCCCCUGCCGCUCGUCAGGUCCUUCACGACCUCUACGCCUCCCUGAGAGUGGGCCUCACAGACCCUGACGACAGGGCGCUGGAGAACGCCCUCGGUAACUUCUGGGACGACCUGUUCCCUCCCGUGUACCACAGUGUCCUGCAUGCCCGCCUACCACCCUUCUCCCGGAGGUACACAGAGUGCUUGAGAGAUGCCCAGAGAGUAAUACAGCCCUGGGGCAUCAUUCCCACCCUGGUAGGAGAGCCCCUCCUCCGAGGCCUUCACUCGGCGCGCCUCCUUCUCCACACACUUGACGUCGGGGCUCAGGUGGUAGACACUGCGAGGAACUUGCCAAUACCGAGUGAGUGUGGCGAGGCUGCGGCGCGCCUCCGGUUCUGCGGGGCGUGUCAUGGCGCCCUCGCACCACCUUGCUCCGGCAUGUGUCUUAACGUAGCCCGCGGCUGCUUCGCUCCCCUGGCUGAAGUGGACGGUGCUUGGGCCGACCUGGCAGGGGCUGUGGGCAGAGUGCAGGAGUCGCUGAAGGCGGUGAGGUUAGCACACCUCCUACAUCAGCUGCCAGACAAGCUCUCAGAGGCUGUCAUGGUGGCCCUCGAGCGAGGACCACAGCUUCAGAAAAAGGUAAAGUGACUAUGUGUGUGUUCG